AUGCCCCGUCUCAAAGCUGCGCAUGCCUCUGAUGCCGCUUACACCCCGCCUUCGCCUCCAGUCGCGAUCUUCAUCGGGAGCACAUCUGGCAUCGGACAUGCCAUGGCGGAGGCCCUCACCCACUAUACCAGUGGCAAUGUGCAAAUCAUUAUCAUCGGGCAGAACUACGCUGCAGCGCAGGCCAUUAUCGCAUCCUUUCCGCCGCCCCCGACAGGUAUACAACACGAGUUCAUGCCCUGCAAUGCAAACCUCAUGAAGAACGUUGAAUCGACAACUCAGAGCCUUCUUGCACACCUGCCCAAGAUGAACUAUCUUGUCCUCUCCGUGACAAAUCUGCACUUCUUUGGGAGGAGUGAGAUGAGCGAGGGCAUAGAUGACCUCGCCGUGCUGAUGUACUAUGCUCGAUGGAAGUUGAUCCAUGACUGGAUGCCACUGCUGAGGAAGGCGAAAGAUGCCAGCGAGGAUGAGAAGGUUAUGUCGGUCGGAGAGCCAGGGUUGGGAAAUGGUAUCGACCUGGAUGACCUCAGGCCAAAGAAAAAUCAAGGCAUUCUGAACAUGCGAGCCCAGCUCUCAAUGUACAAUGAUCUCAUAAUCGAGGCCUUCACAGAGUGUGAUCCCACUAUGUUAUUCAUUCACAUCUGGCCAGGAAUUUUCCUCUUCUACUUCUUUUCUGUAUCCGCUGAAGAAUGUGCGGAGUAUAUGCUGUACACACUCUUCAUUAUCGGCCCUGGUGCCCAUCGCAUGGACAAUCACAGCAAUGACAUGGGGAAGGAGCGGCACAUGAGCUGA
Laetiporus sulphureus 93-53 is the source of this 789-nucleotide messenger RNA. RefSeq lists its product as uncharacterized. The coding region runs from base 1 to 789 and encodes 262 amino acids. Gene Ontology annotation, biological process: secondary metabolic process. The record is from RefSeq and is a predicted model, not a curated record. Lineage: Eukaryota; Fungi; Basidiomycota; Agaricomycetes; Polyporales; Laetiporaceae. The transcript has 4 exons.